Molecule: messenger RNA, 1053 nt
Organism: Talaromyces stipitatus ATCC 10500
Lineage: Eukaryota; Fungi; Ascomycota; Eurotiomycetes; Eurotiales; Trichocomaceae
Exons: 3
Coding region: 1-1053 (350 amino acids)
Source: RefSeq, a predicted model, not a curated record
AUGUCAUACCACCACUUUCGUACCAACAGGUCAGACGUGGCUCCCCCAAGGGACAUUCCGGUUUGUCUGCAUGACCAGGAUGGCACGAUGCUCUACGAGGAUGACUUUGCUGGUCUUCGUAAUCGAAUCAUAAUGCUUAAUGAUGCUGCUACACUCGAAAAAUAUAUCGUAAAGGACCCUAUUGGAGCCUUAGCUCCCACGGACCUUUUUUAUCAUGAUCCUUUCUUCAUCGCUGCUAAAUAUGGAAGCACAGAUGCUCUUCACUUAUUGCUCGAACUCUACAAUAAUAUCGCCUGCCAGCACGCACAAAUAGAAACAGCAUGCUUCCUCCUGGACAGUCAACCACCACUUGGGAAUGUCCAUACUAGAAGCAAAUGCGGUGAUACAACACUACUACGUGUCGCGUCUUCUUUGGAAAUAUUUGAAUUUGAAGAUUUCAAAGAUAAUAAUUACAGUCUCGAAUGGAUUAGAGAACGAUUCGCUCGUAGCGAGGAUCUAAUGCAGCUUCUUCUUGACAGGGGUGCCUCUGCGCGCGACUCUAACACCGUGGGAACUUUCCGAGAACAUUAUGACAAAGGAAAAUCACAGCCUAGAGAUAUUGUCCUUGGACUGGCAGUUACGCAUGCCAGUUACGGUCUGGUAAAGCGUCUCAUUGGAAAAGGUGCUGAUAUACUUAGAAGGGACUGGUACCAGCGUAAGCCUACCAUUAGCUUUGGAGGUGAUUGUGUAAUAGAUGCACAGAAUGUCACUGCAGUUCACAUUAGCAGCUUAUACUGGAAUUAUUGGGCGCCUACCUUGCACUGGGCGGCUGCAGGUCCUACUUUUCGUAACGAACUCACAAUACCUGAGAGUGAGGUUGGCAUGCGGAUUAUCGAUACAUCCAAGUUGCUCCUGGAUGCCAUUCCCAAUAUUAUUAAUCUCCAGGACAAGGAGGGAGCAACGGCCCUACAUUACACAGUCUCAAGCCACGCUGAGUGUGGCGCUGGACAUUGUGGUGAUGCAAUCAGAUUUUUAUGCGAUAUUGGGAUCAAAUGCAGAGGUCAAAAACAAUAA